UCGUCUUUCCCUGAUCUGCUCGUCUUUCCCUGAUCUGCUCGUCUUGCCCUGAUCUGCCAAUCCCCUCCCUCUCGCUGAUCGCAUCGGUGCACACUCCCCGCCAUGCCUGAGAUCAUCCUCUACUACAUUGGUGGCCAACACUGGAGCGAGCUCGUCAACUCGCCUUACACAUAUAUCAUCCUCUCGUUCGGUGUCGUCCCCAGCGGCAGCUUGAACAACUUCAGUCUGCCCACGUUCUGCACCAGCACCGUCGACUGCACCGAUGGCAUCCUGAUCCUCCGCAGCAACGGCAAGAGGGUUGGCAUCAGCUUGGGCGGCGGCGACUCCACCACCGGCCUGGUGCCCCGCAUCUUCACCGGCCUCUACAACCUGUGGACCCAGCAGGGCGACUCGGUCAUUACCACUUGGACGAGCAACCUGGCCCAGUUCCUCGCAAACAACUACCUCGAUGGCGUCGACUUUGACAACGAGGAAGCCCACACUGCUGCCACUGGCGGCACCGACGGCGCCAGCGUCGAGGCUCUGGCCAGCAGGGCGGGCAUGGAUUUUAUGGGCAAGCUCCAGAUCGCCACCCGAAACGCCAUCGGCCCCAACCGUAUCUUCUCGGUCUCGCUCCAGCCGCCCUUCUAUGGCGCCCCUGGCAUUGCCGAUCCCGGUGCCGGUGGCACCAUUACCUUUCCCGUCGUCGCCGCCAGCCCCUGGUACAACAACUACAUGUACCUGAUCGAAACCAACCCCGACGCCUACAAUGCCCUGACCUACUUGGUAUUUAUGUACUACCCCAACCAGAACAUGUGGGAGUGGGUCAGCGCGCCGCAGGCCAAGGCCCAGUACACCAUGUCCGACGGCACCACACCCAAUCUCGCCGCCAUCUACCAGUCCAUGGUGCGCUAUCAGAUGGCCACCGGCUCGAUCAGGAGCAUCUCGCCUUCAAAGGUCAUCAUUGCCACGCAGAUCAACGUCAUCGGUGACUCUUCAGCGGCAUACGUGCCCGAGGCCAUGCUCACCCAGCAGCUCAGCUCUCUCAAGAACACCAACGAGACCCCCGCUGGUGUCGCUGCCUGGACCCAGACCAUGACCUUCCAAAGCUCGGGAUGCGGAUUCCUCAACGCCGCAUGUGCUCUUGCGGGAUGCACCAACCAGUGCCCGCCUGCAAUCAACCCCUCGCUGGAUGUCUGCAACUCGCAGUGCCAGAGCCUGGGCAAAGCCCCGCCCUCCUUCAACGGAGGCGGCUCGGGCCUCAGCGCCGGCGUCAUCGCUGCCAUCGUCGCCGGCGUCAUCGUCGCCGUCCUGGGUCUCGGAUUUGGCGCCUACGUCUAUAUGCAGAAGCGCCGAGGAUCGCGCUCCGCACAAAAGCCCUUGGUCCACGAGAGCACCUUUGCCGCAUCGGCUUCGAGCCGAGCACAGCCCAAGGAUGAACCGGGCUCAGCGGGCCCCUCGGUCACGAGCGGAUACUCGCACCCCUACUCCUCGAUCGACGCCCAGCAGCCCGGCUAUGCCUCCACCAGCACGGCCACCGCCUCUGUCUCCAAAGCCAGCGCGAGCCCCAUCUAUCCCCCUAACCAGCAGAGCAAGUACCAACAGAGCCAGUACCAGUAUCAGCCGCAGCAAGACGUGAGUCGAACCGAUACCGACUUGUCCACCGCCUACUCGAACCAGGGCCAGUCCUACGUCGUCGCCAACCCCUCCCAAAGCCUCGCUAGCCAGCAAAGCUACCAGCAGCAACAGCAGAACUUUGGCCGAGCCCCCACCGAUGCCUCCAACAACUAUCCGGCCCAAAGCUCGUCGUACCCCGCCCCAAGCACCACCCAACAGCAGCCUACUCAGCAGUCGUACCAGCAGUCGUACCCUCAGUCGUACCCUCAGUCGUACGAGCAGCAACAGCAGCACUAUCAAGCAUAUAGCGGACCCCAGGAUCCAUACGCUCACACGUCGGUGGCUGGCAUUGGUCAUCAUCAUCCCCCCAAUGUUGUCGAGGCCCGACGAACUGUGUCCAUGCAGCGCCCCGCCCAGCGCGCCCCGCCUUCGGCCUCCCAUGUGGUCCACGCCCUUUGGGACCGCGAUGCACAGCAGCACGACGAACUUGGAAUCCGCACCGGCGAUCGUCUCGAGUUGAUCGAAAGCUACCCCGACGGAUGGGGAUAUGCCAGAAACGUCCACGGAGAGGAAGGCGUUGUUCCGCUGAACUUUGUCGAGGGUUGAGCAUGCAAGCGCUCGCCGAGCCUUUGUUCUAUCCUGACGGGCUGCAUUGUCGCUCUUCGUGUCGGGACGACGACAGGGCCGCGGCAAGGGUCGGCUCUGUUGCUUUUGGGAUCGUGUGUUGCCGAUCGAUGUUGUUGCUUGGUCGCGUGUUGCUCUCUCCGUCAAAGUUCUAUCCACCGCUUUUCUGAACCCAAGGCUGCUCCAUGACUGAAGUGACCUGCUGCUUCGCUCCAUUCGUCCUCUCCUUUCUUUUCAAUCCAAUUCACUUCACUUUUCGCCAUUCAUCAUUCACCAUUGCUCUAGAUCUAGCUUUACUUUUCCUCGACGAGACCUUCCUCGUUUAUCACCCUCUCAUCACACCUCCUUCAAACUCAAUCCCUGUCAAUCCCAGCUUCCUUCUAUUCGCUCGCUGUUCGGCCUCGUCAAUUCUUUUUUUUUUUUUGCUCGCUCAAUAUAGAGAACCCCAAAAAACGACAAA
Messenger RNA from Polychytrium aggregatum, 2680 nucleotides. RefSeq lists its product as uncharacterized. NCBI's taxonomy places the organism in Eukaryota, Fungi, Chytridiomycota, Chytridiomycetes, Polychytriales. Bases 103 to 2202 code for a protein of 699 amino acids. Gene Ontology annotation, molecular function: protein binding. The transcript has 5 exons. The record is from RefSeq and is a predicted model, not a curated record.